This is a messenger RNA of Rosa rugosa (rugosa rose), 1198 nucleotides long. RefSeq names its product large ribosomal subunit protein P2B-like. Gene Ontology annotation, molecular function: structural constituent of ribosome. The coding region runs from base 132 to 467 and encodes 111 amino acids. The transcript has 4 exons. Gene Ontology annotation, biological process: cytoplasmic translational elongation. The record is from RefSeq and is a predicted model, not a curated record. Lineage: Eukaryota; Viridiplantae; Streptophyta; Magnoliopsida; Rosales; Rosaceae. Gene Ontology annotation, cellular component: cytosolic large ribosomal subunit; ribosome.
AAACUGAACCGCGAGGUUUGCUUGGUCUCUCUCGAACUCUAUUUAAGGGGUCCCCGCCUUCACGUACUCGAUCAUCUUCUUGCCCUAAUCUGCUGUUGAAGUUCUCUGCCAUCGUAACUUUGUAAGACGAGAUGAAGGUGGUUGCUGCUUAUAUGCUGGCUGUUUUGGGAGGGAACACCAGUCCCUCUGCGGAUGAUUUGAAGAAAAUUCUUGGAUCAGUUGGAGCUGAGGCUGAUGACGAUAGGAUUGAGUUGAUGUUGUCCCAAGUUAAAGGUAAGUGUAUCACCGAGCUAGUUGCAUGCGGAAGAGAGAAGAUGGCAUCUGUUCCUUCUAGUGGCGGUGCAGUUGAUGUUGCCACAAUUGCAACAGGUGACGUUGCUCCUUCUGCUGAGCACAAGGAGGAGAAGGUUGAAGAGGAUGAAGAGUCCGAUAAUGAAAUUUUCACCCUCUUUGACGACGAAGUAUGAAGAGUUUGUAGGAAACUCAGUUAAGAGUACUUGUAAAAGGAGGAUAUGCCAUUGAGGUUCUAGUUGUAAUUGCGCAUUUGGUUUUGUUAUUGCCAUUGAGGUUCUAGUUUGUAUCCAUAUAAUGGAUAAUUUUGAGGCAUAAACAGUCCUACUAAAUCAUGACCAUAAUGCAUACUCGCAGCAAAAACAACCGCACGUUACUAAACAGAAUGUUACUCACAACCAAUCAUUUUAAAAACAAUGUAUUAGUUACAAGAUCAAGCUACUAUUAAGUUACUGAUGUAGAUCGUACCUCGCUUCUGGGUUGGGCGCGAGAUCGGAAGCAAUGGCGUUAGGCGGUGAUGGUUUCGGGCGGCGAUGGCGUUGUGAAGCUCAACGGCUCUGCGUUGUGGAGAGAUGAUGGGCUGGGCUUCACUGUUGGGCCUUGGCUACAUAUCCUGUAGGGCUGUGGUUUAUAGGCCCGGGCCUUCACUUUGUCUUUGGGCUAAGUGUUGGUCCUAGGGCUACUAUUAGGUCUGUUUUGGCCUCCAAAUUAGAUAGAAUUUUAUCUUUCUAAGUUAUACCCUAUUUUUUUAGGGAUCUAUGCACUUUUGUUUUGUUUUUGUGCCUAUUUACUAUGUAUGUUCAUAGUUUAUAGGCUUGCUGAAUAAGUGAGCACUGGUUGUCUAAUGGGUGGUGCUAGCAUAUCACGGCCUAAACUUGCCCUAGAGUUGGCAAGGGAAGGUAUGUAU